Molecule: messenger RNA, 639 nt
Organism: Labeo rohita (rohu)
Lineage: Eukaryota; Metazoa; Chordata; Actinopteri; Cypriniformes; Cyprinidae
Product: B-cell receptor CD22-like
Exons: 2
Coding region: 31-639 (202 amino acids)
Source: RefSeq, a predicted model, not a curated record
UCAUGAGGUUUCACUCUUCUUCUGUGCAUUAUGUUGAAUAAUAAUGAGUGUGUGACAGCAGCACUAGAUAUAAUGUGUGUGUUGUGUUCAGAUCUUCAGGUGGAGUCUCCUGAGAGAGUGACAGAAGGAGGUAAUGUCACUCUGACAUGUAAAAGCAGCUGCACUCUGACUGACAGAGCAACAUUCAUCUGGUACAGAAACUCACAGCCAUUAACUGAGAGAAGAGACAGAAACAAUGAACUCCUGCUGCAGUCAGUCAGAAGAGAGGAUGCAGGCAGAUAUAGCUGUGCUCUACAUGGACACACUUACAUCUCUCCUGCUGUUCAUCUCAAUGUCACGUAUGCACCAAAACGUGUCUCAGUGUCCAUCAGUCCAUCAGGUGAAAUAGUGGAGGGAGAUUCAGUGAAUCUGAGCUGCAGCAGUGAUUCAAACCCACCUGCAAAACUCGACUGGUUUAAAGGAAAAAUGUUUGUAGCAUCUGGAAGAAUCUACAGCAUCUCAAAGAUCAGCUCUGAUCACAGUGGAAAAUACAAGUGCAAGUCCAUCAAUGAACAUGGAGAGAAAUAUUCUUAUGCUGUGACUUUAAAUGUCAUGUGUGAGUUAAUGACAAUGACUAACUGUGACAACAAAUUCCUUUAG